AUGGCUCAUCCGCCACGUCCCGGUCCCGGACAGCGACCCCUCGUCGCCACCGAAGGCAUCUCGGACGACGUGCUCGCCAACUCGAUCACCAUCUCGAGGCCCUCAAGGAUGCUGCAAGCGCUGUCGGGGCCGUCCCCUUCCUCGGCGGCAUCAUCGCCACUGCACUCGGAAUCGCGAAGGCCGUCGAGCAAUCGAGAGCGAACACAGACGCGUUCGUCUCUGUCGCUGAGCGCGCGGCCACCCUCGCCGAGUCAUCUUGCUGGAGCUACACAGUCGCCGAUCGGGAUGCAGCGCUCUGGUGAAGGUGCAAGACGCAGUCAACGAGAGCUGGAGAAGGGGCGCUUCAAUCGUUUCUUCCGACGGGCAAAGCUUCACGGGAAGGCGCAGGAAUGCCUACUGAAGCUGGACGAUGCGUGGCGUUCGUUUGACACCGCGAUCCUGGUGCGACUGGAGCGCCAGGUUGAAUCGCUUAAGAGCCAGGUUGAAUCGCAAGCUCCAUUCGAACCCGGCUCCUUGGUACCAUACGUGCCGUUCACAUCGAUACAGAAAGACCGCACGACGACGCAGUACAGAACUAGGACCCACAAUGGUGAACAACGCAGCGGCAUAUGGGACAAUCGUCCGGUGACAGUGCGCAUGUACGACCACAAGUUCAAGGAUAACGUUUUCGAAAGCAUCCAAAUGUACUCUGAGAACCAGUACGCACUCAUAUUUUCGCAGUCCGACCAGGAGUCCCACGAAACUUUGAGCAAUGUGAUCGCUAUGGCUCGCCCUCAGGCCGGAACCCAAUUCUAUGUCCUGGAAGGUGUACGAAGAUCUAUAUUAGCAGACUUCGGUAACAAGGACCCUGUGGUUUGGGUUAGGAAGCUUUAUCAGCAUGCCCACAGAGACCAUAGGCAGCACUUCCUUCCUGAGGCUCCAGUUUUGCACAACUCGGGGUUCAAUUUUGAUGCUCUGGUACAGGCGCGUGACCAUCUCUCUCAUUCCAAUUUCUCCCGUCUCUGGGAUUUCGUCGCCAGACAGAUUAUACCGCUUAACAGCCUAGAAAUCGCUGACAACGAUGCCAAGCCGGGCGACUAUGGCUACAUUACAAAUCACCCCGACGGCCCCCGUUUCGCGUACCUCGGAAAUAUCGAUGAUGUCUUCGAAUCCUCAGUCGAUAUUGACCCCGUUAAAGCACUCAACUUGGUCAAACAACGCAGUCGAGAGGUCAGGAUUGUUCAGCCAUCUGUUUAA
Molecule: messenger RNA, 1236 nt
Organism: Epithele typhae
Lineage: Eukaryota; Fungi; Basidiomycota; Agaricomycetes; Polyporales; Epitheliaceae
Exons: 12
Coding region: 1-1236 (411 amino acids)
Source: RefSeq, a predicted model, not a curated record